AUGGCUUUGAGACUUGAAGAUUUCCUAGAGCCAUGGCAGGGAGCGAAUGCUGACGAGCUAAGGCACAAGCUUGCGGACUCGGUGCGACCAACUUCGAUUAGACGACAAUACAAGCUCCUUGGCCAGCCUGAACGCUGGGAUGAAUUCAACUCAGCCAACAUCUCCCUAAUCCCUGACGUACGCACCUCGCUAGACUCAGUAUUCACGCCUCGAUGGGUGGCCUGGUUACCAGACCUAGCCCGUGUUAUAUACAAUGAGAGGAUGCUAGAAGCCCUUUACGCGAGUACCUUGGUGACUCGUGUCAAUGUCGCCCUCCAACACGCACUUCCAGGAGAUCGCUGCGUUACCAUUAUCACGUGUCCAGGUUCUUUUGACAGUUUUGAUCCUCUUGUAACCACUCGAGACUGGACUACCAUUUUGCCUGAUUGGAUUGUCUUGGAAGGCACAUAUACACCAGACGAUGUUACAUUCCCAAAAUUGCAAUAUCUUGCACGGGAAGGAAAGGUUGUUGCGGUUGGUGAUACAAAAGUGGUCCGGCGGCGAUUCAAUGCUAGUGGGGCGAAUGACGGAAAGCCUGAAGGAACGAUUGAUGGCACGCAUUCAUGCCAUUUCACCUUUCUAUCCCAGGUAGAGCACUACGCCCGAAUGCUUUAUACACGGUUUGGAUUUGUCCUCACCAAUAAAGAGCUCGUGUUAGCGCAGUUCUUAGGAGAAGAAGAGGCGGAACCACGGCUCGUUCAUGAGCGUGGACUACGGUCAUCAAAGAACCCUCAACCUCUUCAAGAGCUUUCAUCAGAUUUUAUUUCAGAUCUCGGGAGUUUUCAGUCGAGAGAAGCAGGAGAUAGCGCUGUCGCUGCAGAACCCGUGCAUACCUCUGAUUCAAGGCAAAAGAGAGCAUACGCGAGAAGUGAGAACUCGACUCCACCACGACCUUACCCUGUCUCUGUCACCGACUCAAUGGCCCAGGACGAUAUCAGACUACCCUCAACUCCAUCCGCUUCAUCACCCGUCGCAGAUGAUUUGCCGUCGAGUCCUCCUAGGUUCGCCGGGGAGGAGGUUAUAGGAGACGCAACUCAGACGAUGCCAUUCACUCGGGCCACUCGAUCUUCACACAAUGAUACUAGUCCCAGUCUGCAUCGGCCAAGUCAGGUCUUAUCUCCUUCAGCCAAUGAAAUAGUUUCAUCUGAAUUGGAAAAAUCUCAAUCGAGCGGUACAGCAUUCAUAAGUUCAGACCGCGAUAACGAAGUUGGAAGGAUUCUAGUUCAUAGUGUGAGGAUUCCGAACACAUGCGAUAGGGAUGCGUUGGUCGGACAAGAUAGAGAAGCAGGACAAGGGAUGCAUCCAGCUAAGGCUUUGUUCGGGAUGUUAAUGCUAGCUUCAUCGGUCGGCGCGCAAGGAAGACGGUUAGGAAAUGAGGAAAUACAAUUUGGGGCCAUAGAUAGUGGAGGCAGUGAUGGAGACAGUGAUGGAGACAGUGAUGGAGACAGUGAUGGAGACAGUGAUGGAGACAGUGAUGGAGACAGUGAUGGAGACAGUGAGAACUGA
Molecule: messenger RNA, 1545 nt
Organism: Penicillium psychrosexuale
Lineage: Eukaryota; Fungi; Ascomycota; Eurotiomycetes; Eurotiales; Aspergillaceae
Exons: 1
Coding region: 1-1545 (514 amino acids)
Source: RefSeq, a predicted model, not a curated record